AUGGGUCAAGAAGAAACUUCAAAGAGACAAGGAUUCCGCCAUUCCCAGCUUUUCCUUUGGAUUGUUGCUGUUGUUUUUAUCUCACUUCUUGGUGCCUGCUUUAUUGCAAGCUCUUUGAUCACACACUACAACUUUCUACGCUGUAAGAACGGCACAGGAGAGAUCAUUUUACCAGAUGACCACGUGAAGCUUACAUGCAGCAGAGAGUAUUCAGAACUGAAAGGGACCACCUGGAAUUGUUGUCCUGUCGGCUGGAUGGCCUUCCAGUCUCACUGCUAUUUGAUUUCUAAUAGCAAGAAGACCUGGGUUGAAAGUGAGAUCCUCUGUGAGGGAAUGUGGGCUUAUCUUGCCUCCAUCCACAGUUUAGCUGAGCAGAACUUUAUUACUCAGUUUUUGGAUCAACGAUUUUCAUAUUUCCUGGGACUUACAGAUGAGAACUCUGAAGGCCAGUGGCACUGGACGGAUGAUACAUCAUUUAACCCAAGCAUGGCAUUCUGGCAUGAGGGUGAGCCCAACAACAACCAAGAGAAAAAUUGUGUUGCAUUGGUUUAUGACCAAGGCAAAUGGGCCUGGAAGGAUUUUUCUUGUAACUUUGCAACAAGUAGUAUAUGUAAGAUGCCUGGAACAACACACAACUAGAAGCAACCAGUAAUGGUUCUG
This is a messenger RNA of Suncus etruscus (white-toothed pygmy shrew), 660 nucleotides long. Its product is annotated as C-type lectin domain family 4 member D-like. NCBI's taxonomy places the organism in Eukaryota, Metazoa, Chordata, Mammalia, Eulipotyphla, Soricidae. The record is from RefSeq and is a predicted model, not a curated record. The transcript is spliced from 6 exons. The coding region runs from base 1 to 639 and encodes 212 amino acids. Gene Ontology annotation, molecular function: signaling receptor activity.